AUGUCUGGACUUGGUGACCCCGGCUUCGACAUCUUGGAGUGGCACCCAGCCUUCCAGUCGUGUCAGCGAUACUUUCUCGAUCAUGCGCAGUACGAAGCGGGCACAUUAGCUGUUUGUGCACUGGUCAACAUUCGACUCCCUCACCAAUGGCUAACAACACCUAUCACUGCAUCACAGCCGCCAGGCUCAUCACAUUCGCAGAGUGGAGUUGGCGGCAGCACAGCUUUCAACUUUACUGCCUACUCACGCGGCAGUGGCAUGAACUCGCCCAGAUCGAAUCGAAACUCACAAGCACCGACCUUCGUAUCGCCCGUGCCAUAUAUUCGACGACUAGUGGUGACCGGCUUCGACAAGCCUCCCAUCCUACACGGUUUCUUCGGCGAUGACUACGAGCGAGGUAUCAUGCCUCACGUCGAAUGCGAGCGGCGUAACUACCUCUUCGCAGCGAAGCAUGGCGGUUGGCGCAGCUGCAAGAAACAGUACGACGUCGGAAGUGGCCACGGCGGCGACGAAAGCGUGCCCUUCAUGAAGCCAUUGGGUGAGGCAAAGCAGCAAGAACUCACAGGGGCAGAGAAGGCAUGGAGUGACUGGCUGGCUAUGGAAGAUUGGAUGGUCGGGUAA
Messenger RNA from Pseudocercospora fijiensis CIRAD86, 621 nucleotides. RefSeq lists its product as uncharacterized. The transcript has a single exon. The coding region runs from base 1 to 621 and encodes 206 amino acids. NCBI's taxonomy places the organism in Eukaryota, Fungi, Ascomycota, Dothideomycetes, Mycosphaerellales, Mycosphaerellaceae. The record is from RefSeq and is a predicted model, not a curated record.